UUCACUUUGACGAUCGAUGAUGACGCCAACGCCACCUCCACACCAUUACUGCUCGAGUCUCGUGUUGAUCAAUCAGCCCUGUCACAGCUCGUGUUCCUCAGCCGCAGGUCGACGUCCACCUCCACACUCCAUCGCCCACUCCACGCCGCAGAUGAUUGAAACUUGAUGAAGAAGGUGACCUUCCAUUUUGAGUUAUGGUUUUGUUCCCCUAUUAGGCAUUGGAGGACAUGAAUCAAGAUGCUUAACAGGUUAAGCAGGCAUUGCUUUUGCACUGCUACUCCUCGCCCAUGGCUCUUUGUAGGCUUGGGAAAUCCUGGGGAUAAGUACAAAGGAACUAGACACAAUGUUGGGUUUGAGCUAAUUGAUGCAUUUGCUGAAUCACAAGGGAUCUCUAUGAACACAGUUCAUUGCAAAGCUAUCUUUGGGCAAGGUUUUGUUGAUGAAGUCCCUGUUUUUAUUGCGAAGCCUCAAACUUACAUGAAUCUUAGUGGGGAAUCUACUGGACCACUUGCAGCUUAUUAUAAGCUACCUCUUAAUCGUGUUCUUGUGUUUCAUGAUGACUUGGACUUGCCCUGUGGGGUGCUUCGACUUCACCACAAAGGAGGUCAUGGAAGCCACAAUGGGUUAAAGAGUGUGAUCGAUCAUUUUCGAGGGAACAGAGAAUUUCCCCGGCUAAGAAUUGGGAUUGGGAGGCCUCCUGGACAAAUGGAUCCCAAAGCAUUCUUGCUCCAAAAGUUCAAUGCAACAGCCCGAGAACGAGUGAGUUGUGGUUAUGUGCUCUUGAAUAUGUUAGACUACAGUGUAACAAACCCAUUGAUGCCGCUUUGGAAGAGGGGGUUGGCGUAUUGAAGCUCCUGUUAUCCAAAGGAUUGACAGAGAGUGCACGAUGCUUUAACAGGGAGCAAAAGUACAAGCAUAUAAGAUUGCAGACUAUGCCGACAUGAGCAGCUUAGGUAUAGUUCAUUCAGUAUUUAUUUUAGAUUGCUGUACAUGAUGUCAAGGAGCCUUCAUGGAGUGUGUAUAGCGAACACAUGUUGAAACACUAAUGUCUUCUUCAUGAAUCAUGGUUGUGGGUUCAAUAGUUAAGAGCUUUUAUUAUUA
Juglans microcarpa x Juglans regia is the source of this 1101-nucleotide messenger RNA. Its product is annotated as peptidyl-tRNA hydrolase, mitochondrial. The record is from RefSeq and is a predicted model, not a curated record. Bases 238 to 849 code for a protein of 203 amino acids. Gene Ontology annotation, molecular function: peptidyl-tRNA hydrolase activity. The transcript is spliced from 9 exons. NCBI's taxonomy places the organism in Eukaryota, Viridiplantae, Streptophyta, Magnoliopsida, Fagales, Juglandaceae.